UUUGCGAAAAUAAAGUUUACACGUGAUUUUACACGCUCUUUUUUCAUCUCUACCUUGUUUUCGUAGUUAAUUGUUUAAAUUAGUUAAAUUAUUUUGUUAUUGUUCGUAAUUUAUUGUGCAGUAUCAUGUCGAAGACAACUUCUUUAGCCUCUCAAUUGAGGAAUCUUGAGACUCCUCAAACAAGUGUUCAAGUCAAAUCAAGGGCUUCGUUCCUGUAUGAUAGAAAGAAAGCCAUUUCUAUCGAUAGAGAUACUCAUUUCAUUUUCGGUUGGUCUGGUUUCAUUAACAUUUGUAAAAUAGACCAAUCUCUGACUAUUUUUGAAAGUCUGUUCAAUGUAACGCAAAAAGAUUUGGAUCGAGCCAUGCUUUCUAAGGAGGAAAAUGAAAAUUUGAAUAAGAUGAUCAAAAAUUUUCUUUACCAGGUUGUAUCACCUUACUUCUUGUUGAAAGACACCCAAUAUAUGUUAGAAUGGUUAAUCUACAGAUACUCCAUUCAUGAAUUUAAUCUUGAUGACCUCAUCAUCGCUGUACUGCCGUAUCAUGAAACUAAGCUCUUCCCUCGUGUAGUCCAAUUGAAUUUAAAAAUUAGAGAUUCAAGUCACAAAUGGCAUUGGUUACACAACGUGGGUAAACAUGGUGUCCCCUUGCCCAAAGACUCUCUCCUGAACCAUCUUAAAAGCAACUCGUCAACUAUCAAAUUAUUGAUAAAUCACAUUUUGGAGACUAUUUCAAAUCAAAAUAAGAUACCCGUGGUGCUAUCUUUCUUCACAUCCACACUUGUCGCCAUUUUGGAAGAUGAUCAUUUCAUUUUAGAAGAUUCUUUCAAAUUUGUAUUCAUCACUAUGAUUCUCGACUUCAUCUCCAAAAGUUCAAAAAGCCAAGAAGCAUCAUUGGUACAGUCAGGGUACAUAGUUUUAUCUCAACUUGUUACAAGGACUACCAUCAAAGCAUCUGUAUUGGAAAAGCUUUUGUGCAAAAUGGCUAAAUAUUUCGCAUCGUCUAACCACGCUAAUGAAGAAAAUUUUCUACUAACUCUCUUAAUUGUUUUUGAAUAUCAAGAACUGGAAAAAAUUCCUGAGCGGUUGGCUGGUGUACUAAAUCUAGACAGAUUUGUGGAGAUGACUAGUCAGAUAAAUUCCAACUAUCUUUUGACAUCUUUAUUAACUUUUUACAUCAGUAGAUGUGAAGAUGAUGGUGAAUAUAUGAAUUGCAUUAAAUUGAUCGAUAAUCUUCAACUCAGGACUCGAACUUUAUCUAAAGUUUUGGAAGCAAUUAUUGAAAAGAAGUCGGAUGGAUCAGCUGAUAACUCUAAACUUUGUAAUGUUUUACAGCUUUUGGAAAGACGCUUCCCUACAGAAUUCGAUGAAGCGACUAGUACUGUUGAUAUGCAAGGCUUGAAAGAUUUGAUUGUUUCGCCAUUUUACACUAGUUUAAGCGAUAAAAACCUCAACGUUUUCGUUGGUUUAACAAGUGCCAAUGAAGGAAUACGAGUUAUUUCAGCGCGCCAUAUUGCAACCCACCAGAAAGAAAUUUUGAAGUGUACUGAUGAAUCGACUAAAAAGUGUAUAGCCGAUGCGUUGACUAACACUCUUCAUGAAAGUAAUCCUCAAGUUCUCAUAGAGCUUCUUUCAUGCAAAGAUUUAUUUACUAAAAUGGUCCCACUAAAUGAUCUCAUUGAAUAUGGUAAAAAGCUUCUUCCACGAUGUAUCGAAAUGAUUGGCCAGAAGAAUAAUGAUGAUGAUGAAAUUCAAAACAACUGGAUUACUGUAAGGCGAAAUUGUUUCAAACUCGUCUCCAAUUUAGAUCAUACAGAUGAAUCACAAUUUUGGGACCUAUUUGUUGACUAUUUUCUGCCGCUAGAUGCUACUGGACUAUCUUUGUUUUCAGUUAUUUUUGAAACUAACAUUGAAAAAAGUAACAAGAAGUUAUUCAAUUGGAUCAAGUCAAUCUAUACGGAAGAGCUCAAAGCAUUCAUUGCAGAUGAAGACUAUGGUUCCUCUAUAGAUAUGGUGACUUUACAUAUUGCUCAAUACCUGAACAAACAACCAAACUCUCCGUUACUCGAUGUGCUCAAUCAACCUGGUAAAGACAAUUAUCGGAAACAUAUACUUGGACUUUGUGUUCUUUAUCAUCUUUUACCACUACAAGCUAACAAUUUCGAGGUGUAUAACAAGCUUUCCUUGACUUGUAUCUCGAUAUUAUCUAAACUCGUUGAUUCCAAGCAUGUCAAAUUCAGGCAAAAAACAUUUGAAACCGAGUCUGGAAGUUUUGAAAAUAUCAAAGACUUUAUCAAUUAUUCUAAAAAAUGGCUUGUCAAGAGUAUGGUGGUAACUCCUGAAAUGAUUGAGCUUUUUGUUUUCAGGAUAAUUUCUACCAAGCAGUUGCCUGAUACGAAUACAUGGUUUUGGCAUUCUCAAACUAUUGAAAACAAUUACAUCCAUGGUCUCUUCAAUUUUCUUUGUCAUCACAGUCAUCAUGGAAAGGUACAAUCUUUAAAUAUCUUUCAAAGGAUGCUUAAACAUUUCGUUGAAGAGAUGAUAACUUUCUGUCCAAAGUUUCUGAUUGGUUUAUGGGUUAAAUCGAACGAUCCCCUGUUACAAGCCAGAGCCCUUCAAAUUGCAUCUUUUGCUCUCAAAAAGAUCACUUUCGACGAGAUUGACUUGCUAUCACUUUGUAUUGCCUUACAAUCGCCAUAUGCACAUGUUCGAAGUGAAGCCGUUAAGGUCUUGGAUCUUGAAUGCAAACCUCGUGCUUUCUUUAACUUCUUUAAAUCAUUUAAAGAAUUAAUUGUGGGUGACAACCGAGAAAUGAGCAUAGCCAUGAGCAAAUUCUUAUCCGAAAAUCCUUUCAAAGGCAGUUCUUUGACUUUUAAAUGUCUUGAAAAACAUCUUAAAAACCGUUCUACUCCUUCUUCUAUUCGAGUAGAAAUUUCAAGCAUGUUGAGAGACUAUCAGACAAAUGAAUGUGUUGAGUUAUUCUUGGAGCUUUGCAAUACAUCUCUUUGCACAUCUAGUCCAAGUUUAAUCGAAAAGCAAAUGUGUUUCUUUGGUGGUCGCAAAAUAAUUGAAAAACUACCAGAUCUGGAAGAAAUGGCGGAAUCUACUCAACGAAAGAUGUUCGAUCUAUUCAAAAAAAUCCUGACCCAUGAUGAUUAUCGCCUUCUACUUCUAGAAUUAUUCGACAAAACUUAUGUUCGAGAAUUAUCGGAAGGUGCUAAAAUUUUUGUCAUCAAAUCUUUACUGAAUUUGAUCGAUUUUAAAAAUGAAAGCGCUACCAGAAGAAAAUUGAAAAAGUUUUUAACUGAUGGUGAAUUGGUUGCUAAAAUUAUUGAAGAAAUUCUUGAUUCUGAUAAAGAAGAUCCAGAUACUUCGGUACAAACCAAAAAAAGGAAAGUUGACAAAGCCUCUGCUGAGCAAGCAUCAAAGAAAGACAAGAAAAUUGUUGAACCUGGAACAAACGAAUGGAAGAAAAUCGUUAUUUUACUUGAAAUAUUCGCUUCUAAGGAGAAAUUUGAUGGAGCUGAUAAGUUGAUAGAAAUAGUCUUCAAGCUUCUUAAAGAUAAUCUAAUACCAGACGAACAAUCUUCUCAGUCAGAAUAUUUCCGAUCUCUUCUCUUAGUCAUUCUUUCGAGUUGUCUUGACCAAAAUGACAUCGACAUGAGUAGUUGUAAUUUAAGUCAUAUUGUUGAAAGCUUACGACUUGCAAGGCUUAGAGAAACUCGAAUGCAAGCUCUAUCCAUCAUCAAUCGAAUCUCAAGUCAAAGAAAAGACGGUAUUUUGGAAGAUAUCUUUGGAAUUUUCGGCUUCAUGGGUGAUGACUUGAUCAAGUAUGAUGAUCAAUACACUCUCAAAAUUCUAGAUGAUACAAUGGAAACAUUAAUUCCAAGUUUGGCUCAUUGCAAUAACGAGUCUCCUAAAAAAAUUAUUGAGACAUUUAUCGACGCAUUCGAUGGUAUACCUGUUCAUCGUAGACUAUAUCUAUUCCAGAAACUCGCUAACCUUUUAGGAGAGGAAAACUAUCUCUGGAUUAUUGUUGCUAAAUUAGUUCGCCGGUCUCAAGAUAUUGAAGAUACAAAGAAGGAAAUACAAGAGUUUGCUUCUGCUCUUGUUUGUAGCUUUGAUGCAUCUAUUCAAAUGAAUACGAUUAAGCAACUUAUGGAAAUCAGCUUAAAAAUCCUGACUUCCAAGUUCAUUCCAGCACUAUGGGAAAAUUUCCGACUAAAUGACAUCAGCAAAAGCGAGUUUGUUCGUGAAGUAAUCGAAACCAUUUAUCUAGUGGUUUCCUCGGACAAUUAUGUUUCAGCCAUUGCCAAAUCCAAAUGGUCUGAUGUUGUUCACCUGUUUAAUGAACUAUUUGAAACUAAUUUAUUAUUGAUCGAUCAAAGUAACAAGACUAUUAGCAAACCUGGCCGUUAUAGCAAUCGACUUACUAAACAGCUUCUAAGAGUCUUGGAAAAGAUCAACUCUUUGUUGCCUGGGCCAGAAUUUAUUUCUGUUAUGCAUCGUCUACUCGAUUCAUCUACUCUAACUGUCAGACGAAAAGCACUUAGCCUGCUCAAUGCUCGAUUGAUGACAAACAAUCUUAAAAAAUCAGAGAUUUCAAUGCUUCGUGACUUUAUUCAGCCUAUUGUGAAUAUCAUAGCUGAUAUCAAGGAAAAUAAAACCGAUUAUCAAAUUGUCACAUCACAAACUGGUUUAGAGAGCAUAAUCCUCAUUUCUAAAUUAUUGGACGGUGAUCAGGAUAGCACCCAAUUGCUUAAUGCAGCUUUAAAAUCAAUACUUUCAGUUUCUGAAGAAAUUUCAGAUAUUGAGAAACCUAAUUUACUGGCAUCAAUUAUUCUCUGCAUUUCUCAGUUAGUUACCUGUUUACAAGAUAAUUGUUUGCCUUUGUUCCCAUCUGUUAUGUCAAUCACUUUGGCAGCUUUAAAAGAAAAAUCGGAUGAUACACAACACACUUUACUACUCAGCUCUCUAACUGGUCUCAAUAAAAUUAUUAAAUGUUUUGGUAAAUUUUUAAGUUCAAAUCUUGUCGAGCUAUUGUUAACGAUUUGUUCCCUCAAAUCAAAGCAUAUUACUGGUAUGGCACAAAAAUUCGAUAAGGUUGUGACAAGUUUGGCUACUUUGGUUCCAUUCAGAAUUCUCAUGGAAAGCUUGGAACAAGUAUACGAUCAACUUGAAGAAUCGGAGCCUCUUUAUGUGUGUUUAGCCAUCUUGAAAGGUGGAUUAGUGAAUUGUGAUAAAACUGAAGUUGAGCUAAACUUGCCAAACAUUCAAAAGUUUGCUCUGAAAUUAUUAGAUCAUCGCUCAAUUCAUGAUGGCAAAUUGGAAGCUGAAGCUAUAGUCAAAAUCGAGGAUACAAGUAUCGCAGCUAUUUCGACUUUUGUUCUUAAACUCUCAGAGGCUAGUUUCCGUGCAUUUUUCUAUAAGGUUUACGAUUGGCUCAAAGUUACCAGGGAAGAUUUCAAUCGAGUAAUCACUUUCUAUCGGUUGACUAACAAGUUAUCAGAUAAAUUGAAAGAGUUAUUCAGUGCAUUUGCAGCCCCUUACAUUGUUAUCGAUUGUGUUAAGCAACUGAAAGCAUUCCAUAUCGAUUCUGAAGAUAGUGUUUUUAAAUCCAAGAAUUCCAAAAAUCAAAAAGCAUUUUUGGAAGAAAUUGGACAUCUUAUUAUCAUCAAUAUUUUGACUACAUUAUCUAAAAGCUUUCAACAUGAUAAUAACUCUACGUUUGCCACCACCGAUAGAACUAAAAAAUUGUAUCCUUUAAUAUUGGAUCAAAUAACAAAUGAUUUCGGACCAGAAGAUAAAUUUAUCGAACGAAUUGACAAUGGUUUAAUUCCGUGUGUUCAACAUCUGGUUAGGGCUGUUAAUGAUCACAAUAUCGUCAAAGAUGUUAACUAUCAAAUAUUAUUAAAGACUAGAGAAAACUCAGUCAAGGUUCGUUAUCAAUCUCUACAUGUGCUCCAUCAACUCAUAUUGUCAAUGACCGAAGAGUACACACCAUAUAUUCCAGAAGCUAUUCCUUUCUUGGCUGAACUCCAUGAAGACGAUUCUGAGAUUAUACAAAAAUUAUUACUCACUGUGUUCAGUGAUAUUGAGAAAAUUUUCGGAGAACCAAUUAGUUCAUAUUUCUGAGAAAAAUCAGAAUUUUAUAAAUGCUGCAAUAAUGAUGGACAUAUAUUGCAUAUAAUUUAAGUUUUACGUCCUUUUGUAAAAUUUGUAUAAUAAAAUGACCAGGGUAAACCAAAAAAUAUUAAACUAUUUCAUGAAGCUUGAACCUGGAUUUCCCAUUUUUGUAAUUUUUGUAUCUUUAAUUGUAUCUCGUCUCUAUUUUCACGCUUUCAUGGAAGUGAUAGUAAAUACAUGUUUGAAUAAAUAUAAAUGAGUUGAGUUAAAUUACGAA
Messenger RNA from Tetranychus urticae (two-spotted spider mite), 6399 nucleotides. Its product is annotated as HEAT repeat containing 1 homolog l(2)k09022. NCBI's taxonomy places the organism in Eukaryota, Metazoa, Arthropoda, Arachnida, Trombidiformes, Tetranychidae. Gene Ontology annotation, biological process: maturation of SSU-rRNA from tricistronic rRNA transcript (SSU-rRNA, 5.8S rRNA, LSU-rRNA); positive regulation of transcription by RNA polymerase I. The record is from RefSeq and is a predicted model, not a curated record. Gene Ontology annotation, cellular component: small-subunit processome; 90S preribosome; t-UTP complex. Gene Ontology annotation, molecular function: snoRNA binding.